AUGUUUAAUAGUCUAUGGAGCAGGGCACCAGGUGUCUCUUUUGUUGCAAAGAGGUUCAAACACGAGUAUGCACCAAGAUUCAAGGAAGUGGAAAAGGCACAAAAGGGAAGAGUUUCAGUCAGGACAGGAGGUUCAAUAAGAGGAAAUACAUUGGAAUUUGGCAAGAUUGGAUUGAGGUUGAAAUCCGAAGGCCUUAGAUUGCACGCAAAUCAGUUGAUUGCAGCAGACAAAGUGUUAAAGAGAGAGCUUCGACCAACUAAGUCGACGCUUAUCACAAGGUUUGUGUGUGACUUGGCUGUUUGUAUAAAGGGUAAUAUGACAAGAAUGGGUAAAGGAAAAGGUGCUUUUGAUCAUUGGGCAACUAGGAUGCCCACUGGUAAAGUUCUUUUUGAAAUAAAAGGAUCGAUCCAUGAUAAAGUUGCUAGAGAAGCUUUGAGAAAAGCUGCAGAUCGAUUGCCAGGUCAAUACGAAAUUAUAACCCCAGAGUCUCAAGUACGGGUCAGUGUUACAGAUUUGAUUGAUAAACCAGAGCCAGUGAAUUACCUCGAGAAGCUUAACAAGAACCCUACAAGAAAAUGGGCCAACUUGCAAGCAUUUAGAACAAACCCAAUGUACAAAAAGUAUAGUGGUCGUUAUUAA
This is a messenger RNA of Lodderomyces elongisporus, 639 nucleotides long. It is a transcript of the gene mrpl16, whose product is annotated as mitochondrial 54S ribosomal protein uL16m. Gene Ontology annotation, biological process: mitochondrial translation. Gene Ontology annotation, cellular component: mitochondrial large ribosomal subunit; ribosome. Gene Ontology annotation, molecular function: rRNA binding; structural constituent of ribosome. The transcript has a single exon. The record is from RefSeq and is a predicted model, not a curated record. The coding region runs from base 1 to 639 and encodes 212 amino acids. Lineage: Eukaryota; Fungi; Ascomycota; Pichiomycetes; Serinales; Debaryomycetaceae.